This is a messenger RNA of Lates calcarifer (barramundi perch), 4612 nucleotides long. RefSeq names its product transmembrane protein 150A. Bases 455 to 1330 code for a protein of 291 amino acids. Gene Ontology annotation, biological process: protein localization to plasma membrane. Lineage: Eukaryota; Metazoa; Chordata; Actinopteri; Centropomidae. The transcript is spliced from 8 exons. The record is from RefSeq and is a predicted model, not a curated record.
AUAACUUAUUAGGUGCUUCCUGUCACACAGGCACAGAAGACACGUGCAUGUCAGCACGUCAGCUGGCUGUCAACUGUAGGUUUUGCGGUGUCUUAACAUGUAAGGCAGUCAGUCUUUGUUACUUCUUGCUCUUUGUUGCAUUGAGCCGACGCAAAUGUAACAGGUGCACUGCGUGUUGCAUUUUGACUGAGAUGCAGCUGAGUGAAUAUAGGCUGAGGGAACGUCGACACUCACAAAACUGUUGUUGCUGGUUGCAGGGCCCUGUGGAGCAGAAGAGCUGUGCCAAUUCCCCCCUUUUGUCCUCUCAUGCCCCCUCCCUGUGUGUUCCCCUGUGUGUAAGUGAACCCACACCCCCGCCCACCCCCCACCUGAUCCCUCCUGUCGUGUCGCCGCUCCAGCCCGAAGCCCCCCUCUCACCCCAUGCUUGGGACAAAGCCAGCUCACUGCCAGCCCAAUGACUGCCUGGAUCGUCCUGCCUGUCAGCUUGUCUGCCUUCUCCAUCACAGGAAUAUGGAUAGUGUAUGCCAUGGCUGUGAUGAAUCACCAUGUUUGUCCUGUGGAAAACUGGUCUUACAAUGUAACAUGCACAGAGGAGCUGCCCCGGCCAGGCUUCCCCAAGACAUGCUGCACCAUCCAGGACAUCCCCCUCAUCAGUAAAUGUGGCUCCUUCCCUCCUGAAAGCUGCCUGUUCAGUCUGAUUGGCAACGUUGGCGCUUUCAUGGUGGUGAUGGUGUGCCUUCUGCGCUAUGCCCAGGUGAUUGAGCACAGCCACCGGUGCUGGGUCAACACCAGUGCCUUGGUGUCCGGCUGCACCAACGCUGUGGGUCUGGUCAUGGUGGGCAACUUCCAGGUUGAUCAUGCCAAAUCUCUACACUAUGUGGGUGCUGGGGUGGCAUUUCCAGCAGGGCUGUUGUUUGUGUGCCUGCAGUGUGUGCUCACCUACCGGGUAGCUGUAACAGCCCUUGACUACUGGAUGGCCCAUUUCCGGGUGGCGCUGGCACUGGGAGCUAUGGUCUCCCUCGUCCUCAGUGGCAUCUUUUUCAUCCAUGAGAGCUUCAUCCUACAGCACGCUGCAGCCAUCUGCGAGUGGGUCUUCACCGUGGACAUCCUGGUCUUCUACGGCACCUUCACCUACGAGUUUGGUACCGUCACCAGCGAGACCAUGAUGGCAGGCCUGCAGCAGAGUCACCACCACGGCUCAGGUGUUAUCAUGGGCCCCAGGGCCCGGGGCUCGACGCUAGGCGGGGCGACUAAGGGCCUCAAGUCCCCCGGGGGAAGCAGCACAUCCACACAUCUCAACUGUACCCCAGAGAGCAUAGCCAUGUUGUAGCUCUGCAUCACAGCCCAGUGUCACUGCAGAGGUGCUUCAUGGGCUCCCACAGGAAGGCAAUACAGACGCAGCAUGUGGAAGAAGAGAGGAAGUUCUGAUAUCUUUAACCACUGAACCAACACCAGGUUAUCCCAUCUGUAAUACUAUACUAUACUAUUUUUGUUUUUUCUUUUUCCCAACAUUGGUGCGAGCCCCUGCAGUCAGAUGUCCUGUUACAUUCUCUGUGGCGAUAUUGAAAGGAGGGUUGAAUGUGUGGAGCCAGUUUGUACCGGAACCAUGAAUGUUUUCUACGACAGCUGUUUAUAUUGGGCAGUUCCUCACCAGAGGAGGUUGUUUUCUAAAUGGGAGGUUUGUUUGUUUGUUUUGUUUUAUUUUAUCACUGGUGUCAUGGUGGAAAAGUAAGUAAGUUACUUUACUACCCACAAGGUCUCCUCCCCCUCCCUUCCCUUACACUCCUUCAUUAACUACCCAAUGCUUUUUUGUGGCCCACCUGUUUUGGCCUUUUGCUUAUUUCUGUACGGCACACUUUUUGAAUGAGAGAAUAACAAUUUUGCGUUUGCGUAGUAAGUAGAAAAUACUGAAUGUCUGAGAAGUGAAUAGUUAACAGUUAUGUAUGUUUUACAGGCUAUAAGCAUAUGGCCUUUUUUCAAUCAAUCAAGAUCUGUAAAAUGAUUUGGCAAAAAAUCAUUCACUUCACCUGACUCUUUGAUUUGGUUGCACAGAUGAUUUGAAUGCAAAUUAUGAUGGUAUUUUUGAAAUUAUUUUACAUAUGUAUAUGUGUAUUUUGAACCACUAUCAUUCUUGAGGUUAUAACCCAUUUCAGUGACAUGUGAGUGCAGGACUGCUGAAAAAAACAACAAACCUGUAGGUCUGCUCUGUUGUUAUGACUAGGACUGUGUGCAUCUCAAUCACUUUUAGCUGAGAAUCUCUGAAGUCAUCUCUCCUGACCUCAUUCCAUUAUUGUCCCACAAGUUUCAUGAUCUGAUGAUUUCUUUGUAACACUGACUUUCAUGCUACCUUUUAUUUCAUACAAUGUCAUGUCCGGUGCAAUAAUCGCCAUCAAUCAUCUAAUUAUUUAAACUCCACUGGAGUGAAUAUUGCCUUUUUCAGUGUGUUGGAGUUGAACACAGGGCUCUUUUUGUUUUUUUUUUUUUUGUUUUUUUUAAAGCGACACCAAGACAUUUGAAGUGACCUACAUUUUAGAGUACAAUUCUAAACCGACUAACACAUUUACAGAAUAACAUAGUUCUUGUCCACACACUGAUCUGAUUCCAGGCUGGACCCUUGGAAGCCUUAUUUGAGUUUUGAGUAUAGGUUUUCUGUUAAAUAUGAAGUGAUGUGAAGCCUUCUCCGUAGUUACAGAGGUUUUGUUAACUGAGAGGUGAAUAUGAUGCUUGUAGACCUUGUGCCAUAAACCUCAUGGCGUCACAAUGGUGUCAAUACAGUGUUACAACCAGACAAUACCAUACAGGUUGUAGACUGUCGUGAAAGUGUGUCAUAUGUUGAGGUUUUUGUAUAAUUUCCUGUUGCCAGUUUCUCUUGAAGUGAAAAUUCCAAUUGUGAAUUAGCUUUAAUACCAGACUGCCACCAACGACCACUGCUCAAACUAAAGCUGACGAAUGCCACCCAAUUUAGGUUAUACCCAGAUUAAGUUUUUGUUUAAGUGAGUGAGCUAUUUCUCUGUAAGCCGUUUGAGAAGUAUGUUCCACAAACACACAGAUACACACAGUAUUCUGCCCUCUGCGUAGUGUUGAUACAUUGUAAACCGUCUAACCACUGGAUGCCAGCAAUACACAUUUUUAAAAGGUCACAUCACCUACCUCUUUUAUCUUUUGUGGGUUUGAUGUUGUUUAAAGGUGACAGCUAGAGUUCAAACACGUUCUCCAUCUCACAGUUGUUUGAGGUUGAGAAAAGUAUUUAAUACCAUGGUGGCUCAGCAAUCCACUCAGAUCUGUCUGAAUAAGUGUCAGCACAGUGGAUCUGCUGUGACACAAGACGCAUGAUCAUGUGUCAGGUCAGUUUUUUUUUUUUUUUUUUUUUUUUAACUUUUCGUGCAAAACAUUCAACUUCCCAUUCUUUCUGGGACUGCAGCAAUCCUGUCUGCAAUCUUGCCAAAAAAGACUGGAAUCCUCUGGAGUUUUGAUUGGUUUUCUGUGUGUUGGCAGUAGGUGUAUGAAUCCGUAUGAGUGCACUUUUUUAGCCUUAUCCCUCGUACUGUGCCAGAGGAACAUGUUCACAUCUUGUUGUUUUGUGUUCAGCUGUAGCCUGUUUCACCAAACUGUAACCAAGUCACGGGGUGUGACUACAAAUGGCAGCUUGUAUGAGCCCUCACAUCAGGGCUGGAUUUCAUCUAACACCAUCUUCCACAGGCCCAAAGUUAAAGGUGGAUUUUACAGCCUUGUCAAAAUGUGCACUUCAGUAAGCUUUCAUGUUAUUUUUGUUCAUGGGAGAUUCCUGUAUUACUAAAGGCUGCCUGACCUGUACAUGUGUUGAACUCUACCAAUGGCAAAACAGAAACUAUAAAAAUGUAUUGUCUUAUUUUCUCGAUUUGAAAAAAAUAUGUAAAAGAAUGGUAACGGAGGAGUCAGAUAAAUCCCUGAAAACAAGUCAACACAGACUAUUUUGUUUCCUUUUUAUAAAUUCUGUAAAUAUUUAAUGAUUUGUCUAUCAUUUAGGUAUUUUCAUUUGACAGAGAUUUAUAUUCAAAUAUGAAAUAAAAAUGAUAAAUUAUUAGCAGUUGGUUUGCAUGGGUUGUUCUUUCAAUAUGGAAAAUUGCUUUUGUUUCUUUAUAAACAGCAAAAUUAUGACAUUGCUGCUAAAAACAAAAGAGCAAACUUACAUCAUAGUUAGACAGUACUUAUUGUAACAGUGUAAGUAUUAGCAACAUCCUUAAACUAUGGUUAAUAGAGUCUUUGGGUGUUUUAAUACGGAUGUAAAAAAGAAGGUUAUUUAUUUGCGAGCAGAAAUAGAAACAACUUUUGGCAGAGCAGAUGACAUAAAGAAGAGCUAACUUGCAUACAUGCAUACUGCUGGUUAAAAAUCACACUGAGGCUGAGAAGUGUCAGAGCAGAGUUACAGGUCCAAUAGUAUGUGUUACUACAUGUGCGCCAACAGCAAACGUGGGCUUAUUUCCAGAUGGUGGGAAGUCUGUUUGAAUAAGGGGGUUGCCAUGUGAUGAAGAAGCAUCAAAACCCAUUCAGUCUAUACAGGUUGUGUUAUUCAUUGUCCGUGUGUGUAGGCCAGAAGAGAGGCAAUGCUCCCUAAACAACACAAUGUUUUUUU